This is a messenger RNA of Oryzias melastigma (Indian medaka), 1406 nucleotides long. RefSeq names its product claudin-like protein ZF-A89 (gene cldn28). Gene Ontology annotation, molecular function: structural molecule activity. Gene Ontology annotation, biological process: bicellular tight junction assembly; cell adhesion. Gene Ontology annotation, cellular component: plasma membrane; bicellular tight junction. Lineage: Eukaryota; Metazoa; Chordata; Actinopteri; Beloniformes; Adrianichthyidae. The transcript has a single exon. The coding region runs from base 365 to 922 and encodes 185 amino acids. The record is from RefSeq and is a predicted model, not a curated record.
AUAAUUAAAAGACCGCUGGGAACACUUUUACAAAAGAUGAUGGGCGUGGGUCUUUAAGAACUAAAGCUGUUUUUGUUCACACUGUUCCUGCUUGCACCUGCUUUAGUAAUCUUUUUCUUCAUCCUUUCCAGUCAGGUUGAACAGGAAUCAAGACAAACAGGAAACCUGACCCACAAACUAGCAGCCUCCUCCCAGCAUCUCCUCCCACACCUUUCUCUGCAGAAACACAACCAGAAGCAUUCACAGCUGAACACAAGUUUGCGGUGAAAAUAAUGUUUUGGACAACAACAGGUUCACUUUCUUGCUUUUUUCCCCUCUUUUUGGAAGAGUCGUGAACUGUGCUUUUGGAUUGUGUCUUGACAACAUGCAGACUCACAUUGUUGCCGUUUUUUUGGUCAUCGUCGGCUUCCUGGGAACCAUCCUGAUCUGUGCGCUGCCUAUGUGGAAGGUGACACCUUUCGUUGGGGCAAACAUCAUCACCGCCCAGAUCUAUUGGGAAGGUUUGUGGAUGAACUGCGUACUGGAGAGCACCGGCCACAUGCAGUGUAAGGCCUACGACUCCAUUCUUGCUUUGCCGCAGUACCUGCAGGGCUGCAGGGCUCUGGUCUGCGCCUCCAUUGGGGUCAGCGUCUUGGCCAUCGGCCUCACUGUGGUCGGAGGCCGCUUGACGAACUUCUUCGACUAUGACAGACGGACCAAAACUAACAUUGGCGUGGCUGGAGGUGCGGUUUUCAUAGUGGCGGGGAUUCUGUGCAUCAUUCCAGUCAGCUGGGCGGCGUCCAUCAUCAUCACAGGGUUUUACAGCCCUACAGCCAUCGAUGCCAUGAGGGGAGAGCUUGGAGCUUCAAUAUAUGUCGGCUGGGUGUCAGGAGCUCUGCUUGUCAUUGGAGGAGGGAUACUCUGUGGCACCUACAGAUGCUGAGGAUGAAGACAGCGCCCCCUUUCUGCACCAUGCUGUAACAACAGCGCGUUUAAUGUGUGUCUGUGACACACGACUGUAGCUAAACUUUGUCAUUUAUUUCAAUGAUUUUUUUUGCACUCUUUUUUUACACUUUAUUUGUCAAUGUGACAUGAAUAAAUAAAUGAAGGAUAAUUAAUAAGGAAAAUAAUAGUCAAGUUAUUACACCACCCACUUUUUCUUUAUUAAAAAUGUUAGUUUUAUGGAGAUUCUUCAAAGUUACAUUAUUUUUUUAAGCCGUAGAACCACUUUUUUGUUUUAUAUUUCUAGUUUUUGUUGUACUGAGGCAGUUGUGAAAAUUUCUGCUGAUAAAUAUUAAAUAAUGCUAGUAAAAAUGUAUAAUUAGUACUGAAUUAUGUUCUAAAAACUGACAAACUUUUGUAUAAAAUGAAAUGCAUUCGUUUAAAAAAACAUUUUUAUGAUGCUCUGUUAUUGGGUUUUUGUUUUA